This is a messenger RNA of Vitis riparia (riverbank grape), 777 nucleotides long. RefSeq names its product ankyrin repeat-containing protein ITN1-like. The record is from RefSeq and is a predicted model, not a curated record. Bases 1 to 777 code for a protein of 258 amino acids. NCBI's taxonomy places the organism in Eukaryota, Viridiplantae, Streptophyta, Magnoliopsida, Vitales, Vitaceae. The transcript has 3 exons.
AUGCAUACUCUAACUCUUCAAUUGCUUAACCACCUAUGUGAAGUUUUGAAAGUAUCAAGAGCGAAGAAAAUAUUUAGACAAUCAUUCAUUAAUGAGGCAAAAUAUGGGAUUCCCGAGAUUCUGGAAGAGAUUAUAAAGUCAUAUCCUUAUGCACUCGAGUAUCUGGAUGAGGAUGUAUUCAAAUUGGCAGUAUUAAAUCGUUAUGAAAAGAUUUUCAACCUCAUCUGCGAAAUCGGUAUGCAUAGACAACUUAUAAUACGAACCAUAGAUGAUUCAAAUAACGAUAAUAUCUUGCAUUUGGCUGGAAAAUUGGCCCCUCCGCACCGGCUCAGUCUCGUUUCUGGUGCAGCUCUACAAAUGCAACACGAGUUACAUUGGUUUAAGGAAAUUAAAAAAUAUGCCCCGAGAGCCUUCAGUGAAUCUGAGAACGAAAACAAAGAUAAACUGAAAAUGGUAUUUAUAAAGGAACAUGAAAAGUUGAUAAAAGAAGGGGAGAAAUGGAUGAAAGGCACAGCAAAAUGUUACGCAUUAGCAGCAGCGCUUAUUGCUACUGUAGUGUUUGCAGCAGCAAUUACCAUCCCGGGUGGCAACCAUGAUGAUACUGGCAUACCAAAUUUCUCCAAAGAAAUUGCCUUCAAAGUUUUUGCAGUUUUGGAUGCGCUUUCCCCCUUCCUAUCCAUUGCUUCGGAGGUUGAUAUUUGGCCUUGUUACUCUAUUUCUCUCCGUAACAUUCAUGAUGAUAGCCUACAGUGGCGCAAUCUAUCUUCUCUUUGGUGA